UUCGGUUCUGUCUCUCCUGCAUUUGUCCUUCUUCCUCAGAGAUAACUGGAGGGGAAAAAAUCCAUAUCCAAAAUCUCAGAAGAGUUUUACGGACCAAUUAGAGGUUACCGGGCACCAGAGAAUACUUGCAGAAAGGGAAAGCUGUAUUCCAGAGUAUCCUUACAAAUGCAUUGUGUGUGGAAAAUAUUUUGCCAUGAGGAUAGCAAUGAUGCUUCACAAAAGGGUCCACACUAGAAAGGAGUUAUUUGUGAGUGAAAUUUCUGGGAAAUGUUUAAAUUCAAUGCAACAUUUUGUCAAUUGUGAAAGAAAGAAACCAUACAAAUGCCAGGAGUGUGAGAAAUGUUUUGCUCGAAAUUCACAACUUGUAAGUCAUAAGAGACUUCACACAGGAGAAAAACCUUACAAGUUCCAGGAGUGUGGGAAACAUAAAAAUUCAAGCCUUUGGAAUCAUAUGAGAAUCCACACAGGAGAGAAACCAUACAAAUGCCAGGAGUGUGGGAAAUGUUUGGCUCUAAAUUCACACCUUGUAAGUCAUAAGAGAGUUCACACAGAAGAGAAACCGUACAAAUGCCAGGAGUGUGGGAAAUGUUUUGCUCGAAAUUCACACCUUAUAAGUCAUAAGAGAGUUCACAAGGGAGAAAAAUUUUACAAAUGCCAGGAGUGUGGGAAACAUUAUAUUGAGAAUUCCAGCCUUUGGAAUCAUAAGAGAGUUCACACAGGAGAGAGGCCAUACAAAUGCAAAAAGUGUGGGAAAUGUUUUGCUGAGAAUUCUACACUUAUCAGUCAUAUGAGAAUCCACACAGGAGAGAAACCAUACAAAUGCCUUGAGUGUGGGAAAUGUUUUGCUCGGAAUUCACACCUUAUAAUUCAUAAGAGAGUUCACACAGGAGAGAAACCGUACAAAUGCCAGGAGUGUGGGAAAUGUUUUGCUCGAAAUUCACACCUUAGAAGUCAUAAGAGAGUUCACACAGGAGAGAAACCGUACAAAUGCCCGGAGUGUGGGAAAUGUUUUACUCGGAAAUCAUACCUUGUGAGUCAUCAGAAAAUCCACACAGGAGAGAGACUGUACAAAUGCCAGGAGUGUGAGAAAUGUUUUGCUGUGAAUUCAAGUCUUGUGAGUCAUAAAAGAGUCCACAGAGAAUAGAAAUUUUACAAAUGCCAAGUGUGGAAAAUGGUUUGCUGAAGUUUCUCACUUUUUGAAUCAUAAGACAGUUCACACAAGGCAGAAAUUGUAGCAAUGCCUGAAUUAUGGGAAAUGUUUUGCUAAGAAUUUAUCUGUUAUGGUCUGUCAGAUUUGGGAGAACGCCCCUCCUCAAUGUUGAUAAGCUGUUGUCUGAUUCUACAGUCGUAGAGAAUGCUCUCCUGGAUGACGUCACAUCUGCUUCUG
Molecule: messenger RNA, 1387 nt
Organism: Pogona vitticeps (central bearded dragon)
Lineage: Eukaryota; Metazoa; Chordata; Lepidosauria; Squamata; Agamidae
Source: RefSeq, a predicted model, not a curated record